AUGACUGCCAAACCUUGCAAGUACCAGGACAUUGGAAAGCGAUCCCAGGACUUGUUUGUCAAGAAUUUCACUCUCGGUGCAGUGAAGUUCAAUCUAAAGUCGCAAAGCCAAGCUGGCUCCGGCUUCAUCAUCGAGGCCUUCAAUGAAAUCGAGAGCGGCAAGGUGAUGGGCAGCGGCGAGUUCAAGAACGCCUUUCCGGGGACGAACAUGAACAUGUCCAGCAAGUGGUUCUCCGACAACACCAUCUCCACGGAGGUGACCAUCAACGACAAGCUCUUUCCGGGCAGUCGACUGGGCCUGCUGGGCAAGUUCGACCCGAAGGGCGGCAACAUGGCGGGCGGCGUGCAGGCGGAGUACAAGAACGAGUUCAUGCUGGGCGUCGUAGAGGCCUCGUUGACCGGCGACGGCAAGCCCAUGCUCAGUCCGUCUUUUGUCUUCACUUCUGACGGGUGGCUGGCGGGCAUGCACUGCUACGUGGACCCGAACAGCCGAAAGGUGGACCAGCCGCAGUUCACCGCCGGCUACGAGACGGGCAACUACUCCGCCUUUGGGCUGCUCAACCAGAGGAACGAGCUGAUGGGCUCGCUCUACCAGAAGGUGAGCAGCACCCUGGAGACGGGCAUUCUGGUGAAGUUCCCCUACGGGAAGGCCAAGGAGACCACUUUCCAGUACGCGCUCAACUGGGCACUGGACGGCAGCCACCGCCUGCAGAUGAAGAUCAACACCCGCGGGCAGAUAUCGGCGGCCGUCUCCAAGAACUUCGGCAGCGGCAUCAGCAUCAGCCUCUGCGGCCACCUCGAGGGCAAGAACAUCAAGGCGGGCGCUCACAAGAUCGGCAUGGGCAUCGAGAUGGAGCUGUAG
Molecule: messenger RNA, 861 nt
Organism: Rhagoletis zephyria (snowberry fruit fly)
Lineage: Eukaryota; Metazoa; Arthropoda; Insecta; Diptera; Tephritidae
Product: voltage-dependent anion-selective channel protein 2-like
Biological process (GO): monoatomic anion transmembrane transport
Cellular component (GO): mitochondrial outer membrane
Molecular function (GO): voltage-gated monoatomic anion channel activity
Source: RefSeq, a predicted model, not a curated record